Molecule: messenger RNA, 1161 nt
Organism: Rubroshorea leprosula
Lineage: Eukaryota; Viridiplantae; Streptophyta; Magnoliopsida; Malvales; Dipterocarpaceae
Source: the annotation of a GenBank genome assembly
GUCUCCCUCUGCCGAUGGGUCCUCUCUUUUCAUCUUCUCCAUUUGCCGCAAAAACCUCCCUUUCUCUCUUUUCACUACCCACAAUCCUCAAUCCCCAGUUCGCUACUUCUUGGGGGGUUUUGUAGAGGUUUUCUCCUACUCAUUUCAUUCGACUAUCCGAUUUCUUUACAAAAGAAAGAUAGCAAGAAUAGACUGAGGGACUGAAAGAAGGAGAUGGGUUCUCUACAAGAUGUGUCAAGGAAAGGAAAUAGACGAAAAGACGAGGGAGAAGAGGUAGAGGGAGAGCCAAUAUUGAAGCAGCAAAACCAGAGGUUUUGCAUGUUUCCCAUUAAGUAUCCGCCCCUUUGGUAGAUGUACAAGAAGGCUGAAGCCAGUUUCUGGACCGUAUGGUCGUAGUGGCAACUUCAGGGACUGGAUAUGUGCUGGGGAGUGGAAAUGCCAUUGAUUUUGCGGUUGGACUUGUGUUGGAACAAUGAUGGUUGCUAACUCCUUGAAUCAGAUUCACAAUGACUGGAGCACUGACUUUCAAGAGUGAUGGUUAUAGUUUAGGGGUUAUCCUUCUGGAGCUCUUAACUAGACGUAAACCUGUUGAUCAUACACUCCCACAUGGACAGUAGAGUCUUGUGACAUGGGUAUUCUAGCAAAAUUUUCCUUGGCAAUUUUUUACUAGUCUAUAUUUGCAACGUUCAUGCUGGCUGAUCCUUGCAUACUUGACUGUUAGGCAACUCCACAACUUAGUGAAGAUAAAGUGAAGCAGUGUGUUGAUGCUAGACUACUUGGAGAUUACCCUUCAAAGGCACUUGCAAAGUUUGCUACUGCGGCCACAUUUUGCCUGCAAUACGAAGCUCAUUUUCGGGAGCAUUGUAGUCAAAGCUCUCCAGCCUUUUUUGCACACUAGGCCCACUGUCCAGGGUAAAAUGCAACAUCCAUAAAUUCCAGUGAGUUGCCUUCCGGUCUUUUUGCUAAAUCUGACGUUAUGAUUUGUUCUGUAAAUUGAUGCUUCUGGAUUUCCAUUGUUUUAAACCUUGGAGAUUUUAUUUGUCUUGUCGUUGUAGUUCUAGUUUGACUCGAAUGAUACGAGGCGUGAUAUUUGAAUGAUUUGGGGCAUGUUAUUACUAAUUUUUAUUUUUAUUCUCUUAUUUAUAAAACUUAAAUGUAGCA